UCCAAAACAGAUCAAAUAAUUCUAUAUUCAAAUAAUAUUCAGUGCAACACAACACAUACAACUCCAAUCAACAUGGAAAGAGAUGAUCCCGAUUGCCAAAAUUUUUCAUUUGGAUCAAGUUCGAGCUCGCAAUCAGGCCUUCCACCGCCAUGUCCAACAAAAAAAAAGGAAAGACGACAAAUAAAAGAUGAACCAGAGGCUAAAUCGGAAAGCUCUCUGCAAUGCUCAAACAUAGUCUCAUCAUCGUCAUCUUCAACUACUACCAUAACCCUUGGUGCCUUUGAUCCUGAGUGUGGAGCGCGAAAGGCUUCUCGAAAGGAGCCCCCAAACAUUGGCUAUGAGCUUAACAUAGCAAAAGCAAUAAUGCAGCAAUAUAGUACAUUGAGCGGAGAUAAUCUAUUUGAUCACAUUAGCGAUAUUAUAAAACGUGUCAUUGACGAGCGACCUCCAAAUGUAAUUGAUUUUUUCGAGGAGUUCAGUAGAAAUGUGCGCGAGCAAAAAUUCCAUCUGCCCGAACGUUUUCCUCCAAAUGCGGUCUUCGAUGAAACCCGAAUGUUUCGUAUCGCUAAGAGGAUUUUAGUAUCAAUGAAGCUCCCUUACACUAUUGAAGGAGAUGAAAUUGUUGCUCCAGAGGACUUAUCUUGUGAGGACGGAAAACCAAAUAUUGAUGAAGAAUUGCGCAUAGUUAUUGAUGACUCGAUGCGUUUGUUUGUUACAUUUAAUGAAAGAGUGCAACAACUUCAGUUUUAUUGGAAUCAAUGCGGAUUCAGCAUCAGUAAUGACGACAUUUUUCAGUUGGCAUGUGCCAUGAACCGUCUUCAGACGCAUCCAUCUAUAAUGCAAUGCCGCUUUUGGGGCUGUAUAAACGGAUUAAAGGCAUCUUAUUAUAUAGUUGAGGCUUCACUUACGCGGGAUGAAGUUAUAUCACGGUUGGCAAUGAUGGAGGAGGAGAUGAGAGAAAAACAACUUCCAUUUAAAAUGCGUAAGAACAGAGAAGAAAAGCCUCCGCCGCCCCAUAUUGGACCUGAACUGACUCCAGGAAUUUAUGGGUGGGAAAACCACCCUCAAGAAGAAUUAGAAAAGAUGCAACCAAAAGCUGUACCUGUUCCCCUAGUAGAGGACUUUGAGUUUUUCGAUAUACCUCCGGAGUAUAUCGGCCUUGGAUGUAACCGAUAUUCAUAUUUUGUGGUGAACUCAUUAUAUGAUGAUUGGAUCGAACUUCCAAUAGUUACUCCACGCCAAAUAGUAAUAUCUCGGCAAAUUAAAAAAUUCUUGACUGGCGACUUGGAAGCCGAUAUUAUAUCAUACCCAUGUUUCCCUGGGAAAGAGAAGCAUUAUCUUCGUGCAUUAAUAGCGCGAAUAACAGCUGGAACCUAUAUAGCGCCGCAAGGAUAUUAUAGAAGAAUGACUAAAAAGGAGAAACGAAUCUUCGAGGGACUGGAAACUGAUGAAGGUGAAGAAGAAGAAGAGGAGGAAGAAGAAGAGAAUUUUGGCGAAGGGGAAGACAUAAUAAAUGACAAUGAUGUUAUGCUUCUCAAAAAUGAGCGCUAUGAAAUAGAACCUCUCGGAUCCCUGGCUACGCCAGUUGCUUGGGUCCACGUUAGACCAAACAUACUGAAUCAGGGCCGUGUAGUUUGGUUCGACGAGGAGAAAGCCCGCAAAGAGCGUGAGAAGGCGCUAGCACUCUAUUUGAAAAUGCUCCUACUAGAGGAAAUGGAGGAAGAAAUGGAGGAGGAAGAGGCUGAAGAAGAAGAUGAGGGUGAAGGCGAUGAAGAAGGAAUGCUUGAUGGAUUUACGCAGCCAGAAACUGGUCCAAAUAUCUUAUCGUCGUGUGCCGGUGAUAUGAGUGAGGAAGUUAUGGUACCUUGGCUAGUACGUCAAACUAGCAAGUACACCAAUCAAAAGGAGCGGGUUCUGAUAAUGCAGUCAAAUGUUUGGCCCGGAGCGUUUACGUUCAUAUUUGAACGCGUUUGUGAAUCAAUUUAUUUGGGCUGGGGUCAUAAGUAUUUUGCACGCAAUAUGCCUUUUAAGCAUUUACCGGCAGUUCAGGAAGAGUUUCCUCACACUGGUGAAGACUUUAUAGAAGCUAGUGAUCCAACUGUUGAAGAAGAAGCUGCUUACCGCGAAUGGCUUCUCAGUAAACAGAAGAGGAAGGAAGAUCCUGGAGAGGACUUAAACGACUAUGAUGAUGAUGAGUUCAAUGAUCAAUAUGACGACGCUGAUACCGAUUGAUGGCUUACAACCUAUUGUUAAAAUUUGUGUGUUUCUUAAAUUUGUUAUUUCCUUGAAAAAAAAAGAACUUAUCGUUUAAUAAAUUUUAGUCAGCAGGCAUUAAUUAAUUAAUUAA
Molecule: messenger RNA, 2347 nt
Organism: Scaptodrosophila lebanonensis
Lineage: Eukaryota; Metazoa; Arthropoda; Insecta; Diptera; Drosophilidae
Gene: Rsph4a
Product: radial spoke head protein 4 homolog A
Exons: 4
Coding region: 73-2232 (719 amino acids)
Biological process (GO): cilium movement involved in cell motility; axoneme assembly; cilium assembly
Cellular component (GO): axoneme; radial spoke
Source: RefSeq, a predicted model, not a curated record